Emericellopsis atlantica is the source of this 1457-nucleotide messenger RNA. RefSeq lists its product as uncharacterized. Bases 204 to 1394 code for a protein of 396 amino acids. The transcript has 3 exons. Lineage: Eukaryota; Fungi; Ascomycota; Sordariomycetes; Hypocreales; Bionectriaceae. The record is from RefSeq and is a predicted model, not a curated record.
AGCAUUGGGAAUAGAUUCCUAAUUAGUCCCUAUUAUGGACGAAUUGAGCGGAUAGAGUGCUUCCUACAGAGUCAUCACCCAGUCUCGCACCCUCUUACUGAAUCUAAUUAUCAACCCACGUUUCUUUUCUUCAGCCUUCUCUCGUCGUGCUGCCGUGGAAAUUGACCACUAUCACGCCCUCGUGGUGUACAGCGACCAUCGCCAUGGACGCCAUGCUAUCGAGCCGGAGCGAAGAAGGAGAGCGAAUUGCCAAGAUUUCGCACAGCCUUCCGACGAUAAAGCCCGAAGGCUUCACCAUUGUGAUACAGGCUGUGUCGUAUACCCUUUGCAUACUGUCGACCGUCAUUGUUGCGCUGCGUAUCUAUGUGAGGAUCAAGCUGUCCGGUCCCGAGCGCGCCUGGGGCUGGGACGACCUCUCUGCUGUGGCGGGAUGGUUACCCUUCUGCCCUUCGGUCGUCUUCCUCAUCAUGGCGACGUACUAUGGCCUCGGCGCCUCCGACAGCCAAGUCCCGGACGGCCAGCUCAAAUACUACCAGGUCAUCUGCAAGGAGUACAUGUUCUACUUUGAGAUGAUCUACUUUGGAUCCUCCGUGCUGACGAAGCUGUCCAUGGCCAUCAUGAUUGUUCGCCUCAGCUCCACGACCUUCUUCACGAGAAUCAUCUGGGGUAAUAUGGUGGUGCUGGGGAUCAACGCGGCAGUAUGUCUCAUCAUCAUGUUUGUGAGCUGCUCGCCAAUACCCGCCAUGUGGAAUCCCGACUUGGGAUUCUGUCGCAUCGAACAUGGAUGGAUCAUUAUCAGCUACGCAGGGACGGUUGUCCUAGCCAUGGUGGACUGGACGUGCGCCAUCACGCCCUUUUUCAUCUUGGAGGGACUGCAGAUGCCGACCAGGAGGAAGAGGUCGGUCCAGGCCAUCCUGGGGCUGGGUAUCUUUGGAAGCGCUGCUGGCUUGGUGCGCCUGGGGUAUUACCACACGUACGACACCGUCAAGUACCCGAAUAAUUCACUACACAACUUUGGACACACCAUUCUGUGGUCAGUUCUCGAGGCGGGCCUCGGAAUCAUGGCCUGCUCACUACCGCCGUUACGAAAACUGUUCAACAAGCAAUUGGGAUCUACAGGUGCAUCUGGAGGCAAAUCUGGGUUGUCAACAAACGAGGGGGGGACGCAACUCAGCAACAUCGGAGGCAUGCCCAAGGGAGGUGGGAUUGCCAACCUCCGGCGCACAGACACUUCGCAGUGGGAUCGGUUGGAUGACGAACACUCGACGUCGAGCCAACAGUACAUUAUCAAGUCGACACAUAUCACGGUCGAAACACAACAUUCAGAUGGAGAUGCGCCGUCUGUUUCGGAAGGGGGCAAGAAGGACAGCAGGCACUGGAAAAACGACACAUAAAUUGAAGGGCACUAUUUGAAUCACAAUGGAAUCGAUACAUUUCGGACAGGUAUCGACCUGCGU